ACAUCACAAUGACCCUGCACGCGCGCGGGUGUUCUCAUUGCUGUUGCAUUUCUGACAGCACGCACUAUGCGAACAGCGCAGCACGGACAGUGUAACGUGAAGCGUUAGUCCCCAUCCACGCUGACGCGGGACUCCAGCCCGGUUGUUGCGGCAUCAGCGGUAGGAGGAGAUACAGAGGGGAUACAGGGACUCCUGCAGGCUGAUUUCAGCAGCUCAGCACUCGCAGGUGGAGACGCGCACCGAUCCGGAGCUUCGUCUGAGACCCGAGCGCGCGCGCACUCACUCACUCACUCUCUCGCCCAAAUUAAUAAAUAAAAUAAUUAAUACAGCGAGCUCGUGUUCAAACCAACUACAAUGAGAGCAAAUCUGUCGCAGUCAGUCCAAUCCUCAUAUGACUCCCAGCCAUUUAAAAUUUGAUGAGCAGUUUUUGGAGAGCUCUUUGGAUUGAUCCCAGUGUUUUCCAGUCAUGAAGAACAGGAGGGAAUAUGUGGAAUACUGGAGCGCGAUUAUAGUGGGUCUCUUCUGGAUUCACAGCUCUUUCGGGAUGCCCCAUGUCAUACGGAUAGGGGGGAUUUUUGAACAAAUGGAUGGACCCGUGGCACUCGUCAGCUCAGAGGAACUGGCCUUCAAAUUCGCUGUUAAUAACAUCAACAGAAACAGGACGUUAUUGCCCAACACAACGUUAACGUACGACAUUCAGAGGAUUAAUAUCUAUGAUAGCUUUGAGGCCUCCAGAAAAGCGUGUGACCAGCUGUCUUUAGGUGUCGUUGCCAUAUUCGGGCCGUCUCAUAGCUCCUCAUCGAAUGCUGUACAGUCUAUCUGCAAUGCCCUGGAGGUGCCACACAUUCAAGUGCGAUGGAAACACCACCCCAUGGACAACAGGGAUUCGUUUUAUGCCAACCUGUACCCAGAUUACUCUUCUCUGAGCUACGCUAUCUUAGACCUGGUGCAGUUCCUCAAGUGGAAGACGGCCACCGUGGUUUAUGAUGACAGCACAGGUUUAAUCAGACUCCAGGAGUUAAUUAUGGCUCCAUCCAGGUAUAACAUCAGGCUGAAGAUCCGACAGCUCCCUCUGGACACCACGGACACCAGACCUCUGCUCAAAGAGAUGAAAAGGAGCAGAGAGUUUCGCAUUAUCUUCGACUGCAGCCACAUAAUGGCUGCCCAGAUCCUCAAGCAAGCCCAGAUGAUGGGGAUGAUGACAGAGUACUAUCACUACAUCUUCACCACUCUGGAUCUCAUGGCCAUAAACCUGGAGCCGUACCGCUUCUGUGGCGUCAAUAUGACCGGCUUCCGCAUCCUAAACGUGGACAAUCCUCAGGUUGCCUCUAUUGUGGAGAAAUGGUCCCUUGAGAGGCAGAUUCCCCCAAAACCAGACUCCGGUCUCCUGGAAGGGAUCAUGACGACAGAUGCUGCUCUGACGUACGACGCGGUCCACAUCGUGUCGGUCUCGUACCAGCAUGCACCGCAGAUGACUGUCAACUCAUUGCAGUGUCAUCGUCACAAACCCUGGAGGUUCGGAGGACGCUUCAUGAGUUUCAUUAAAGAGUCUCAUUGGGACGGUCUGACGGGACGGCUGUGCUUCAACAGAACUACAGGUCUGCGCACCGACUUUGAUCUUGACAUUGUGAGUCUCAAGGAGGAUGGCCUUCAAAAGGUGGGGAAGUGGAGUGCUUCUGGGGGGCUCAACAUCACCGAGGUCCCCAGACAGAACGGCAUGAACAUCACAGACUCGCUUUCCAACCGCUCGCUGGUCAUCACCACCAUCCUGGAGGAGCCAUAUGUCAUGCUUAAGAAGUCUGACAAGGCACUCGUCGGCAAUGACCGCUUUGAGGGCUUCUGUAUUGACCUGCUUAAGGAGUUGGCCAGCAUUCUGGGUUUUUCCUACGAGAUCCACCUGGUGCAGGAUGGAAAGUAUGGGUUUCAAGAUGAUAAAGGCCAGUGGAAUGGGAUGAUAAAGGAACUCAUGGAACACAGGGCUGACCUUGCUGUGGCUCCUCUCACAAUCACCUUUAUGCGGGAGAAAGCUAUUGACUUCUCCAAACCUUUCUUGAACACCGGCAUCAGUAUCCUGUACCGUAGACCCAACAGCACCAACUCUGGCUUCUUCUCUUUCCUGAACCCCAUGACCCCUGAUAUCUGGGUCUACAUCCUGUUGGCCUACCUGGGAGUGAGCUGUGUGCUCUUCGUCAUCGCCAGGUUCAGCCCGUACGAGUGGUACGACGCCCAUCCGUGUAACCCAGGCUCCGAUGUGGUAGAAAACAACUUCACCCUUCUCAACAGCUUCUGGUUUGGUGUGGGCUCCCUCAUGCAGCAAGGUUCAGAACUGAUGCCUAAAGCUCUCUCCACUCGAAUCAUCGGAGGAAUCUGGUGGUUCUUCACCCUCAUCAUCAUCUCCUCCUACACAGCCAACCUGGCGGCCUUCCUCACCGUCGAGAGGAUGGAUUCGCCCGUGGACUCAGCUGAUGAUCUGGCCAAACAGACCAAAAUAGAGUACGGCGUAGUCAAAGAUGGAGCUACAAUGUCCUUCUUUAAGAAAUCAAGAGUGUCCACAUUUGAGAAGAUGUGGGCUUUCAUGAGCAGCAGACAGAGCACGUCGUUCGUCAAGUCCAUUGAAGAUGGGAUUCAGAGAGUGUUAAAGUCAGACUACGCCCUGCUUAUGGAGUCAACGACCAUUGAGUAUGUGACGCGCAGAAACUGCAAUCUCACACAGGUCGGCGGCAUCAUCGACAGUAAAGGUUACGGCAUCGGCACCCCGAAAGGCUCGCCAUACAGGGAUAAAAUCACAAUUGCUAUCCUCGGCAUCCUGGAAGAUGGCCGUCUUCACAUGCUCAAGGAGAAGUGGUGGAGCGGCAGCAGCUGUCUGGAGGACGAGCGGUAUGAGACGGGUCCCAUGGGCAUCCAGAAUCUGGGCGGCAUCUUCAUUGUGUUGGCUUCUGGUCUGGUGCUGUCAGUGUUUGUGGCUAUAGGAGAGUUCAUCUACAAACUGCGAAAAACUGUAGAGCGUGAACAGGUCUUUCUGCAGUGCGGUGAUGGAAGAGAUCAGACAGUCGUUCACGUGCGAGAGACGGGUGAAACACAAGCCCCGCCGCCCGCCGCCAGCCAUGGUGAAGACGGACGCAGUGAUCAACAUACACUCCUUCAACGACCGUCGCCUGCCAGGAAAGGACAACAUGAGCUGCAACACCGCAAUGACGCCCGUGUUUCCAUGACUUGCCUGGGCGACGGCCAGCUGAGGCACGUCCCCGGCGCCGUGCCGGAGAGCAGGGACUACGGCUCCGAGAUGAUUACGGCAUUCACCAUCAACCGCAGAGACAUCCGACACCAAAUGGCCAGUCAGAACGGUGGCAGUAGCAGCAAACCAGGUAGUGACCACAUCCUCAAACCAAUGUAUCCCACCAUGCCAUUGCGAGAGGGAGGCCGAUCGGUAUCCUUCCUGUGAGAGCCAUCCACGUCUGCGAAACUAUCCGAGUCUGAUGUUUACAAGCGGCACUCGAAAGACUCGAAGGAGCCCCCCGAUCAAAUGAAAAUAUAUGUUUCUCACUGGAACGGAGUGAAAAUGUGGAAAAGAGGCUUUUUCGGAGCAUGGCAAUAAAUGAACAGAAGCGAAUGGGAGUAGUUUUCUUAGAGUAUCAUUUAUAGCACAUCAAAUUAAUUUCGAAGAGUUCUGACGAUUUAUCUUUUGGUUUCGUCAAAAUGCUGUGGCGUUUUGGUGGGGGCGGCAAAACAAACGUCUCUGUGAAUGCGAUGUACAUUACAGGUAUGUGUCGAACCGUAGGAACAGUUUAGUUUAAUACGCUGUGACCUGCUAGAGUAGUAGAAAACCCUUAGACUGCAAGUUCCCGAAGGCUACAGAGAGCGUAGCGGCAUCCUUUGCUCACGGAAAUGCACAAACAAACAGGGUUGAUUUCAUUCGAGCCACCUAAACAAAUUGAAAAAUGAGUAACAAUUCUGUACGGCAGUUUUGAGCAAGACUUGCAGCCAUUUUGAUUUAUUUCGUGCUUCACACAUUGCCAGCAGAUGUUUUUUUUUUUUGUUUUGUUUUCUUUUAAACAGCAAGAUCUAAUGGUAAUGACGGAUAAACACAAGAGUUGCCAAAGAUCUGUCGUCCAAAUGGAUUUAGACACUUGAAACGCAGCUUCCCCUACAGACAAGAGAGCCAGUGACACUUUGCCUCCGCUGUGUUUGUUAAAUGAGUUAUUCCUGAGAAUCACAGAAGAAUACUCACUUCACACGGUACGUACAGAGGAAUCGACACAAAACACAGAGCUUGCCAUAUGGUGAAGAGCUAAUACAAAGGAAAUAAAACCGUUUUAAGAUAUACAUGAGCGAGAAUGUCUCUCGCCAUGUAUCUGUUCAGCUACGAUUAUAUUGGCUUUUGCCAUCUGCAUCUGCUAUGUCAACUUGUUUGAAGUUCAGAGCUUAUAGAUGGUGUGGUUUACGUCAAAACAUUAAAUCAGAAAACAUC
Megalobrama amblycephala (Wuchang bream) is the source of this 4468-nucleotide messenger RNA. RefSeq names its product glutamate ionotropic receptor kainate type subunit 3 (gene grik3). The transcript has 16 exons. Gene Ontology annotation, biological process: synaptic transmission, glutamatergic; monoatomic ion transport; modulation of chemical synaptic transmission. Bases 467 to 3442 code for a protein of 991 amino acids. Gene Ontology annotation, cellular component: kainate selective glutamate receptor complex; presynaptic membrane; postsynaptic membrane. The record is from RefSeq and is a predicted model, not a curated record. Gene Ontology annotation, molecular function: kainate selective glutamate receptor activity; transmitter-gated monoatomic ion channel activity involved in regulation of postsynaptic membrane potential. NCBI's taxonomy places the organism in Eukaryota, Metazoa, Chordata, Actinopteri, Cypriniformes, Xenocyprididae.